AUGUAUGUUGUGGCCUGUUUGGGAGUAUUUCUUCAAUUAUCCUGCAAGACGGGCCGAUUGAAGGUGGUUUUUUCUGUUCUGCGUUGGCUGUCGAAGCUGUUCAAGGACUCAGAAACGUACAAGCAAACCUUUACGCAGAUAAAUUUUUCCUCCGGACCAGGCAAUGAUGGUAGUGGCUCCCAGGCCACUGUUCCUGCCGAAGAUGCUUUAUAUGGAUUCAAACGUUGUCUGUCACUUCUUCGAGAAAAUGCGUACCUAAAUAGACGACAAUUACGAAUCCUUGGCAUUGUCGACUUCUCGUCACCGCAACCUCCACCUCAAACCUCAAAUGAUCACAUUCUCUCUUUGGCUAGUCAUUUAGUGAGAGCGUGUCUCGUGCUUUUAACUGAGGCGACUAGCUCCCAGAUUCUGUUGUGGUCCACCUACCUCAAAACAAAUCACACUACCGAAAGAGACCUGCAGCAUUUUCAAUCCUGUGCAUACCAGGUGUACCUCCUUCGUAAAGGCUCUCUGCCCCGGGAGAUUCACUUUCACACAAACCCCAGUAAGGAUAUCGCCUGGCGAGGAAUUCCGCCCGUAGGAGUCAUGGCGGUUGACGGUGGUGACGGGUGGGUCUACUCCGUAGAUUAUGUGGAUCGCGGUGAUGUUGUCACCUUUAUUCAAGUUGUGGACUCGGCAUCACCAUCGCCAGCAGCAUCAACGACGCCAAGUCUGCGAUACCAGCGAUGUGUGCCACAGAUGGACAGGAAGGCAGGCUAUUGUGUCUGUCCCCAGACCUACCAGACAAGCCACCGCAUAGCGCACCUGGCCUCGCAAGCCCACUCCCGCUACGUUGCUGUUGUAACAGCCUGCAACCGCCUCUUCGUGUGGGAGGCUCCCGAGAACGUGGAGGAGUUUCCUCUCAGUGGCAUGGACACUGGUGGUGAAGAUACGCAAAAGAUAGCCAACAGACAAAGGCUUUCUAGCCUAGGUGAAACCAUGUCACUUAGGGCUAAAGACGACGCAGCUAUUUUAGACAAUACGGCUCCAAGGCAGACGUCCUUGGUGUCUUCUGCCAUUGGUCGCAUUGCCUCCAUGUUGACCAAUAUCACUAGCCCCGCUUCGAGGGGUCUUAUCGAUAAGGACCUCGACUCUGCCCCUUCUUGGCCCUCGAUGGAGGUCGAUCUUCGGGAGUGGUAUACUCGGCGCCAGUAUUCCAACCACUUCUACCGUGACAGCUGCCUCACUCCACGCAUUUUGAAACUCCACCUUCUCUCCGGAAGCCCUCCACGCCUCGUUAUGGCAACUUUAACUGUGGGCGUCCUCGUCUGUCGGAUAGUUUUCGCCACGUCUCAGCUUCAUUUGCUCUACCGCCUACCAAGUCCACAGGCUUUGGACUGUGCCGUUGCAGAGGGAGAAGUGACAGCUGAUGAUUUCCGCGUGGCGGCCAUCAGCAGUUCGACGGCACUGGACGGAAUUGUUGUUGUGCUCUGGCAGUACGAUCUACCGACCCAGAUGGCUCUCUGGACUUCUACAGUCGGAGUGGAAGGGAGCACGGAGGUACUCGACUGUGGAAAACUCUACAGCCGCAUGAACCCCGCCUACUCCAAGCUCAUCCGUCCACCUGUCCCUAAACAAGAUGAGCUAGUUGAUGAGGUCUACAGUUUCCGCAGCAUCACCCAGGUCGUCUGCGUUGCAGAGCUAAUUGGCGCUCUCUCCGUGGACGGGGAGGUAUUCGUCUGCGCAGACUUAUCCAUCUCUAGUAACCUCGAGUCCGCCAGUCUUCCUCCUGGAGCCUCACUCACUCGCGCACAUCCGACUACCUGGGUCAAGUUGGAGCACAGCAACGGUCUCAGCAUCCGGGCCGGCUGGAUUUCUACGACUUUUCCCGAAUCCGAAGAAUCGCUGCUGUCGGAGGCCUUUCAAGCACCACGGGUCCGUUCUCGCCCACCUGGGAUUAUUGUUUCUGUCUGUCCGAAAAGCGGCUCAAGGUGUGCGGGUGGCUCGAUUGUCUGUGUUUCUGCCGUCGAUGGGUCCAUGGAAAUGCUAGAUUGGAUUGAUAAUUCAAUGCCUGGUGGGCUUCUUGGGUUGGAGUUUGUUGGUCCGUCUGCUUGUGUCGUGUAUCACCAAACGCCGCCCAUCUGGUCUAAAGUGUCUGCCACCGGCGCUUCCCCUCCUCCUCCUCCCCACCUUCCCAUGCUUCACCCGUUGGUUUGCGAGGUGUCCAUUGAGGUGAUCGACUUCCUCCUCUCUGCCAUCGAUCCCAUCAACUGGAGUUCCCAUGACGACGACUGUGCGGACGCCUUGUGCGCAAUUGAGUUGCUUACACUUCACCUUCUUGUCGCCGACUCACGCAAGUUCAUAAUCUCCUCUGAACUAAGCGAGCGGACCCUUCGAUUAUUAUCGUUGGUUUUAAAACGCACCCCGGAAUCGUCAAAGUUGCACACAGCAGCACGCCGAUGCAUAGUUUCGGGUUGGCCUCUGAUGGCACCUCGCACUACGGCCUCGCUCCUCGUGGCCCUCGAGUCGCAAUUGGUUGCUGUUGGGGAACGCAAUAUCAUGGUGCUUGACCUACUUCUCUCAUCAAUUUUAACGCAUUUCGGUAUCGAGACGGAAGGGGAUAAGCAAGAGGAUGUUGGGCUCCGUUUGCAUCGAACUCUGAUUGAACAAUUUAGGCAAUACUCGGAUCGCUCUUCUGAGCCUGGCUGUUCACACAGUCCCCUCUUAUCAUGCACCUCUGCGUUUAUCCUGAUCCUCACUAACCCCCAUUACUCUGCACUCACCUACAGACGUUCCCAGUGGGUACUUAAACACCAGUGUCCUCCAUUUGUGGCCUAUUCGCCAUGCUCCGGAUCUAAACAGGUUUUCGUAAAUGAGAUGGUUUCUAGCAGGAAUCUAGCAUGUGAGCUGUUCGCAGAGGCUUUGAGCAAGCUAAAUCCUACCCAGCCCGAGGAAUUGAGCCUCUGUAAGCCGUGUUUGCCCAGUGCGACGGUUGAACGACUUCUCAAAUUCACCUUGGCUGCGCAAGACGAACUAACCAACCUCGUUGCCGUCUUACUGCGAAGACCAAAACAACCCGUGGAGCCAUCCUCUCCAACCAUCGACGAUAGUGAUCCUUCUCUUAAGGCGGCCCUUCAUGUCUUGGCCACGCACUGUCGUCAGGUGAGAAGCGAGGCGCGCGGUCUGCUUCAACGCCUUUCUGACAGCCCCGACGCGGCCUCAAUCAGCGUCCUCCUCCAAUGCCAUGGUCUAACCCAGUGUCUGCCACAUCUUUCCCACGGUCUUGCCUGGCUCUACAGUGAGGUUUUUAAAGAAGGUGUCGUCGAAAGUGGGCAAGGCCAUCUGCUAAAGCUCCUUCUCGAGAUGGAGCUACCAAGGCUGCUGUGUGAGGACCUGCUUAGACCCUUGGAUGAUUUGAAUUGUCUCUGCAAAGGCGCCGAUGCCAGGGAUAUAGACGCUCUCUUUAUGAACUCCAAACAAGCCAAACAUUGGAGAGAAUGGACUCGACUAACUUCCAAACACCCCAACGAUUUCCUCAAGCCAGCGCGAGAUGAAUCUCCUGAUAGCCACUGUGUCGUCAUUAAUGAUCUUGUCUACGAUGUAAAAGGACUACAGGAGACAUUCCCUGAGCUACUCCCCAUCAUCGAUCUCAAAGGCCUUGACGUGUCCACUGCCUACCGAACUCUCAAUUUGUCCCUCGAAGCGCGACGAUCGUUGGCGGCCAGGUGCCUGGGUCCUGUGGAGCACAACGCCCCCAUCGACCUGCCGGCGCAACUGUACGACGUUGAGGCCUCCCUCGUGGUGUGCUACAUGCAGUGGAUAGAAUCACUCUUUAACGUCUCAAUCCCAGAUUCUUGUCCCAACGCGCUGCUUUAUUUUCCCUCCUUUAAAACCUACCGGCACAAUCUACAUAGAAUUCCUUGCCCAUUCGUGGAGGCGUUUAUCGAGGGUCAGAAUUUGCCCUUAAAACACUACAUCAUUGGUCGCCUACCUUUCCCGAGGUUGAAGAAUGAACAGGAGCUGAAAGCCCUUGAAGAGUGCGUGGUGUAUGCAGCCGCGGCCAUGUUCUAUCACACGGGCACAUUGCAGUUCUUUCUCACCGAAGCAAUGGCCGUCGAGCCUGACCUAAGCGGUGUGAAGCGAUACAUCCCCGUGCUGUCUCGGUUUAUUCUAAAGUUGAUCUACCUUCACCAAUCAGGCGCGUUGUAUGUGGAUCUCCUCUCGGACAUUCGUGAAAGAUGUCGUCUUCUAUGCACUCACCUUGAGCCGAUCGUGUUUUCGCACGGGAUCACUGUGGCCUCGUCUGACGUGCACCACCAAGGCUCUGGGGGCACGGAGCAGGACAGAGACAUUGACGAGAGCUCGUGUCGCUCUGCUUCCGCUUCCUCCGCACCAGUCCCCUCGACCGUCCGCACGGCGGCCUUCGCUCCACCACCACCGCCACCACCACCAUCAAAGUGGCACUGGGCCUAUCAGCGACUGCGGUCUCGCAUGUCCCGGCCUGAAAGCUUCCAUCUGUGGUCAGGGCUGUUUGCGGCCUUGGUGGAUUCGCGCAGUCGGGCCUACCUCUCGUGGCUCCAUGGAAAGAGUGACCCCUCGGACAUAUUCGGGAAGACAAUCGAGGACAUAUCGAGAUUUUGCCUGGACACUUCCUUGGAUUUAAAAGCGGUCGACACUGUCGUGAAUACAGAAUCUCAAUUUCUUGAGGAGACGUUUUCGCUGUGGAAGAAAGGCCUCAAGCACCUUGAGUGGGUUUUGCCCGUUCUUUGCACCAAAGCCCCAACGCCGUCGCCUCGGCCUCUCAUGCCCGGGAUCUCCUUGCUCGCGGCCACGCGGCUUCUGGCCACCAAUAGCGGUCGCCCACAUUUAUUCGCCAAGUGCUUGGACAGCCUCAAUGCCGUCAAGCGAGGGUCGUUUCAGUUUUCAGCUUACCUCGGUGUGGGGGAUCGCACUGCGUAUAAUCCAAACGGAGCACCGGCUCUUCUUAAUCUGCGGCACACUCGUCAUGGGUGUGCUGGGGAUGCGCUCCAAGAUGCCUCCCCCCCCCCCAACCCUCCGACACCUUUCUUCUACGUGGGGAGUCCGCCUCAUUUCGGAGCGGGCAACUCGCACACGAACUUCUGCCCUUCCCUCUCCUCCCAAACUAGCCGUCGACCACAGAUCCCCGCCGAGUUGAGAUUGUUUUUUUGGCCACUAGACCCGGUCUCCGUAGUCAUGGUUUUCUUUGCUGUAGAUGACAAAAUCAGUAAAGUCCUCGAAUGCCAUCUUCCAUCGCAACUAGAGCAAAGCUUCGUUGCUGCACGAGGAGACUUCGUUGCCAACCUCCUGCAACGUCUGCGAGAUCUUUUGAUCAAAGCUGAGGAUUUCCUAAUCGCGAGCAUCUGCAGCAACACGCCGAAGCCCUUUUGUUUGGAAGAUUUCAUCAACACAAAGGAGAUUGUGCUGUUGCUUCAAUGCCUGUCGGAAAUGCUCGUGCAGAUUGGUAGCUUGGAUUCGCCGACUCUCGCUCUACACAGAGCUUCCUUCUUUGCCCUCCUUCAAAAGCUGGAAAAAUUGACGACUGGUGGUCUUCCUCGGCGUGGCGGCAAGUCCUCGCUUCGACCCUUCGUGGAGCGCAUUUCAAGUAGAUUUGUUCUAACUGUUGUCUCCUCUUCAACAAUGCUUCAACCUCGACUCUACACUGCAGCUCUUCAAAUGUUGGUGGCUCGUUUGCACAUGUGGAACACCGUCGACGGCAUUCAUGCGAAUUCUAAGCUUGUGGAUACACUCUCAAUGACACACAGUCUGCUUCGCUGCUGUCGUGAAUGUCUGCACCUAGAGAGACUCUUUACUACCAGCACUUGGCGACAGUGUCGUGCAGAGAUUUUCAAAAUCUUCAAAAGCUCCUGCUUCAACAUCUUCACGCACUACGAGGCCGGACUCUCCUUGUUCUCCUGCGACAAUCUUUUUAGUUAUCAAGCAGUGAUUCUCGCUGCGCAGACGCUGGGAUCGGUCCUUCCGAACUCGCCACCAGACAUCGAGAUUGGGUUGUCUCUCUGGUCUACCCUCCAGGCGGGUCUGUUCAUA
Messenger RNA from Mesocestoides corti, 6045 nucleotides. The record is from the annotation of a GenBank genome assembly. Lineage: Eukaryota; Metazoa; Platyhelminthes; Cestoda; Cyclophyllidea; Mesocestoididae.